CUCCGCUUCUCCGUUCACACAUUUGAACCGCCUUGGAGGAGUCACAACUCGUGGACUAUCUAGCAUUUUAGUUCUUUUUUUUUCUUGUUGUUGCUAGUUUUAUUUACAAACAACAUUUUAACGCAGCCACCCUCCCUCCUCAGAGUGGAAGCGCUCGCGGACAGGAGAGACAAGUUUUGUGGUUACUUUCCAUUUUUUCCUCGUCGGAGUUUUUUUUCUUUUUUUUUUUUCUGGGGUGCACAUGCGAUGUCACGGACUAUUAAAAGAAGAAAGAAAUGUAUGUGAUUAGUUCUGCUGUUGACGUGCGAGAGUAUUUUGUGAGUUAAUUUCUUUAAACCAGUUAAGCAACUGGCGACAGGACUCUAUAAUCAAUGUGGUGUCAGCUGGAAGGACGCGGGGUCCGGAUCUCACCUAAACGCUGAUACGUCUUGGGAGUGAUGCACUGGCUUCCCCUGGUUGCCAUGGUGAUCGCCUCGGCCCUGCCCUUCCCUCACAACCCCGUGUCCAGGAUUGCUGCCGCGACCACACAGCCUGGCUUCGACAAGCGCAGAGAGCACCGUCAGGACGCAGCGGCUCCCCUCGUGGACUACAGCUUCAAUGGAAGUGCCUCGCAAUUGGACUACAACAUGGCUGCCGCUCUCAGCCGACACGCCAGCAGACAGGACCCCCAGAACCCCGAGGAUUUUGUGAAACCCUCCACGCGCGAAGAGACUUCCACGUUCAGAGUGGAGCAUCACAGAACCUACCAGUCACAUAGCAACUCAGGCAGGGAUGGUAAGAGCAGUUUGGAUGUUCCCGCAGGAGGAGGAACACUCAGGACCGAGGAUAUAUCUGAGGAUAAUUCUCUACCAAAGGACUACAAAGCUGACAGCAUCAGCAGGCAAGAUCACUCCAGUUUUGUGGACUUUGCCAAGAAGGAGAAUGUUCAGGACUCCACAGACAGAACGCUGCAGGUUUCUGCAGUGGGAAACCAUGAUGCUGUCACACCUGCUGCUGCACUGAAGGUUCAGAGAGCGCCGACUGCUCCGGCACAGCAGCCCGGAGACGCACCGGACAGCCAGCGGACACCGGGAGGAGGUCCGACUGAGGAGAGCUUGGAGGCAGGGCUGGGUCUGGAUGCUUUCAGAGAAGGAGAUGAGAUGUUUCUGGACACUCACCCUCGAGUCCUGUUCUCGCCCUCCCCGUCGCCUCCGGAACACCCGCCUCUUCUGCUCAUGCUGGAGAAUGGCCUGCUGGAGGAGGAGGACGUGGACGGCGAGGACCAGGAGGACACGGACGGACGCAUCGAGGGUCACGGCGACCGCGCCCUCGACAAGAGCAUGACGCCGAGCUGGGCAGAGGUCGUCCGGCCCGUCAAAAGGGACAAACGCUCGCACUUGAUCGACAGACGGAGAGGGGAGAAGUCUGUGUGCGAGUCGGAGAGCGUUUGGGUGACCGACAAGAAGACCGCCAUCGACUCCUAUGGAAAAACGGUCACCAUCUUGCAGGAAAUCCAGACUCAGACUGGACCGCUCAAACAGUACUUCUUUGAGACUCGCUGCCGCCAGGCCGAGCAGCCAAGCGACAGGUCGAAGGGCGCUUCUUCGGCGAGAUCCACGGGGACAGGCGUGGCCGGGGCCGGCUGCCUGGGCGUGGAUAAGAAACAGUGGAAGAGCGAGUGCAAAGCCAAGGAGUCGUUCGUGCGGGCGCUCACCAAAGAUGAAAACAACAGAACCGGAUGGAGGUGGAUCCGGAUCGACUCGUCCUGCGUCUGUGUGCUGCUGUCCAGAGCGAACCAGCCGAUGGGGAGGGAGGUCCUGAUGGGGAGGGGGAGAGGCUGAAAGAGGGAGAAGGAGAGAUGGCAGGAAGUAGAAAGUGACACAGAGCAGAGCAGCUGUGACAUCCUUCUGUGUGCACUUUCCCUCUCCCUGCAUUAAGCCACUCUUUUUCCAUCGCUGCCUCCCUCUACCACUGACUUUUAAAACAAAAAAAACGAGAAGACCUCAAUACUAGAUCUUAGGGAAAAAUGUCAUAUAUAGAGAUUUGACUUUUAAGAAGUACUGUUUUUGUAUGAUUUAUCUUUCAUAAUCUAAGUUAUUUUUGGUUAGUAUGUAAGCAUGUGUAUGUCUUUGAUAUUAAUAUAUUCCUUUAUAUAUAUGUGUACAAUAUGACACCAGUAUACCUUUAUGUAUGAAGCUAUGUAUAUCUGUGUGUAUUUAUAGAAGAAGUCUUCGUGGAGUAGUAGGUCUCUCCAGUGUCUGAUGAUAAUUCCAGCCUCUGGGCCGCUCGGCUUGUAAGAGGAAGCAGCGCCACCUACUGAGGCUUCAUUUUACUGCUCCGAACUCCUGUGGAUUACAACGAAUGCUUACAAACAGCAUGGGCACAUUUUAGCACAGUCAAGCCGAUGAUUUGCUGCAGGAUACAUCUGUGUCUGUGGGACUUGUUAAAUGUGGUUCAUGAAUGUAAAAACUAUGCGGUUUGUAAAUUAUACGAAUGACACCUAAACAAGGUAAUUAUACCAUCUGCUGGUUUGUUCAGUUGGCCUGCCAAACAUGGUAAUAAAGGAUCUUUGUACUCAG
Messenger RNA from Stegastes partitus (bicolor damselfish), 2558 nucleotides. RefSeq names its product neurotrophin 4 (gene ntf4). Gene Ontology annotation, cellular component: axon; dendrite; synaptic vesicle. NCBI's taxonomy places the organism in Eukaryota, Metazoa, Chordata, Actinopteri, Pomacentridae. Gene Ontology annotation, biological process: positive regulation of peptidyl-serine phosphorylation; nerve growth factor signaling pathway; negative regulation of neuron apoptotic process. The transcript has 2 exons. The coding region runs from base 438 to 1820 and encodes 460 amino acids. The record is from RefSeq and is a predicted model, not a curated record. Gene Ontology annotation, molecular function: growth factor activity; nerve growth factor receptor binding.